CAAUUGGAACGUAAGGAGGACGAGCAGACUCUAACCCGGUGAAGGCUCACUGUUACCGGAGGGAAGGAUGAACGACGUCGUGGUUGGUCAUGGUGGGGGGAGAAAGUAAGACCGAGGCGGGAGCAUCUUGACAUACGUCGUCCUUAUUUCAGCAUUUUUGUGUUAGAAAGUCUCAUAUGUGAUGUAUUAAUAAUUAAGAGCCGACAUGACUGCCGACCCACACGCUCUUUAAGUCGGUGAAAAGCUGCUAAAAAAAGUGCGAAUUGGAGCCCAACUGGACUGCUUUAACUCCGGGAAAAGACGACGAGGCGGGCCGGGACACAAAAACGAGCCAAAAUCGGAGCAAGUGCGUAAUUAGCGAACCCGGAGAGAAACCAGGGUGUGGAGGGAAAAAAGCCCGGGAACGAGGGUGGGGUGGAGGAAAAAAAGCCCGGGAAACUAGCCGUCACUUACUUUUUGAAAAGUGGACUCAAAGACCGCAAGUUCUCGGCUUCCACUCCCGGUAUGUUGGCGCUUUGGCUGCUGGGCGCCGUGUGGCUGGUGGCGAGUCCCGGCCGCGCUCAGAACGAGACGGAGCCCAUCGUCCUGGAGGGCAAGUGUCUGGUGGUGUGCGACUCCAACCCCGCCUCCGACCCGACCGGCACCGCCCUCGGCAUUUCUGUGCGAUCCGGCAGCGCCAAGGUGGCGUUCUCGGCCGUCCGGAACACCAACCACGAACCUUCGGAAAUGAGCAACCGGACAAUGAUCAUCUACUUCGAUCGGGUUCUCGUAAAUGUUGGGAAGAAUUUCGAUGAGGAGAGAAGUACUUUCAUCGCGCCACGAAUAGGGAUUUACAGUUUUAACUUCCACGUAGUUAAAGUCUACAACCGCCAAACAAUACAGGUGAGCCUCAUGCACAACGGCUGGCCGGUGAUUUCGGCCUUCGCCGGCGACCAGGACGUGACCCGCGAGGCGGCCAGCAACGGCGUCCUGAUCCAAAUGGAGAAGGGAGACCGGGCUUACCUCAAACUGGAGAGAGGAAACUUGAUGGGCGGAUGGAAGUACUCCACCUUCUCCGGCUUCCUGGUGUUCCCCAUAUAGAGGCGAGGAGGAGGCGGAGCCUGCCAAAGGGAAGCACAACCAAGAAAGGGAGCGUUACGGAGGAAGACAUGUCAGGAGAGACCUCUGUUUGGGACGCCGACGGAGGUGGAGACGAGGAGGUGGGAGAUGUGCGCUUUGACGUGGGGCCAUCUUUUUCACUUCCCCUCAUCCAUCCAUCUAUCAACUCCUAAAUGCAGCUUUGGAUAAUUGAAACCUUUUUAUUCUCUUCGACAUCCUUAAUGUUUCAAAGUGUAACCUAAGUCUCUUAGCGUCACCUCAUUCACAGCUUUGAGGAAUGUCUCACUAAUGAAGCGUUGUCCUUUAGUAUUUUGGUGGUGAAGCCGAAACACAAAGCUGCUCAGAAGAUAUCCUCUUUUUUUAUGUUUAUUUUGUUCCUCAUCGCACUUCAAGAGCAGCUUCGGAUGCGGCGAUGUCCUUCACUAGCAGACACGUACCCCAAAACCAGCACAAUGCAACACUUAUACACUUAAAGCUUUCUGGAAGAUGGUCGUCGAGGCAACAAUAACACAAGGACACGCUUCAAAAUUGCAGAGCAACUACAAACCCCGUUUCCAUAUAAUUUGAGUAAUUGCGUUUGAUGUAAAUAUAAACAGAAUACAAUAUUUGCAAAUAAUUUUAUGCUACAAAGACAACAUAUUUGAUGUUCAAACUGAUAACCUUUUUUUUUUUUCAAAUCAUUAACUUUAGAAUUUGAUGCCAGCAACACGUGACAAAGAAGUUGGGAAAGGUGGCAAUGAAUACUGAUAAAGUUGAGGAAUGCUCAUCAAACACUUAUUUGGAACAUCCCACAGGUGUGCAGGCUAAUUGGGAACAGGUGGGUGCCAUGAUUGGGUAUAAAAACAGCUUCCCAAAAAAUGCUCAGUCUUUCACAAGAAAGGAUGGGGCGAGGUACAGCCCUUUGUCCACAACUGCAUGAGCAAAUAGUCAAACAGUUUAAGAACAACGUUUCUCAAAUUGCAAUUGCAAGAAAUUUAGGGAUUUCAACAUCUACGGUCCAUAAUAUCAUCAAAAGCUUCAGAGAAUCUGGGGAAAUCCCUCCACGUAAGCGGCAUGGCCGGAAACCAACAUUGAAUGACCGUGACCUUCAAUCCCUCAGAUGGCACUGUAUCAAAAACUGACAUCAAUCUCUAAAGGAUAUCACCACAUAGGCUCAGGAACACUUCAGAAAACCACUGUCACUAAAUACAGUUUGUCGCUACUUCUGCAAGUGCAAGUUAAAGCUCUACUAUGGACGGCGUGGCGCAGUGGGAGAGUGGCCGUGCGCAACCCGAGGGUCACUGGUUCAAAUCCCACCUAAAACCAACCUCGUCACGUCCGUUGUGUCCUGAGCAAGACACUUCACCCUUGCUCCUGAUGGGUGCUGGUUGGCGCCUUGCAUGGCAGCUCCCUCCAUCAGUGUGUGAAUGGGUAAAUGUGGAAGUAGUGUCAAAGCGCUUUGAGUACCUUGAAGGUAGAAAAGCGCUAUACAAGUACAACCCAUUUAUCAUUUAUUUACUAUGCAAAGCGAAAGCCAUUUAUCAACAACAUCCAGAAAUGCUGCCGGCUUCUCCGGGCCUCAUCUAAGAUGGACUGAUGCAAAGUGGAAAAGUGGUCUGUGGUCUGAUGAGUCCACAUUUUAAAUUGUUUUUGGAAAUAUUCGACAUCUUGUCAUCCGGACCAAAGGGGAAGAGAACCAUCCAGACUGUUAUCGACACAAAGUUCAAAAGCCAGCAUCUGUGAUGGUAUGGGAGUGCAUUACUGUCCAAGGCAUGGGUAACUUACACAUCUGAGAAGGCACCAUUAAUGCUGAAAAGUACAUACAGGUUUUGGAACAACAUAUGCUGCCAUCUAAGCGCUGCUUAUUUUAGCAAGACAAUGCCAACCCACAUUCAGCAUGUGUUACAACAGCGGCUGCGUAGUAAAAGAGUGCGGGUACUUUCCUGGCCCGCCCGCAGUCCAGACCUGUCUCCCAUGGAAAAUGUGUGGCGCAUUAUGAAGCGUAAAAUACGACAGCGGAGACCCCGGACUGUUGAACGACUGAAGCUCUACAUAAAACAAGAAUGGGAAAGAAUUCCACUUUCAAAGCUUCAACAAUUAGUUUCCUCAGUUCCCAAACGUUUGAGUGUUGUUAAAAGAAAAGGUGAUGUAACACAGUGGUGAACAUGCCCUUUCCCAACUACUUUGGCACGUGUUGCAGCCAUGAAAUUCUCAGUUAAUUAUUAUUUGCAAAAAUAAAAUAAAGUUUAUGAGUUUUGUGAUAGCAAAAUUACUUGUACUUGUUUAAUUGAAGAUGUUCUUUGAACGGGUCGCCAAAAGUUGUUUAUUGGGCUCAGGAAUGUGACACUUAGCAAGAGAUCUAUUGUCUGAUCAAGCUCUGUCUCCUGUGUCUUUGAUGUGACAUGUGGACUAUAGUUGACGUGGGCAUGUGUUUUCCCUCUUCCUGACCCCCAAGAGAGCUAAAUUGUUCUCCUUUCCUGAGUGACCCCCCUCCUUUGGGCAAACGACACCCUCUCCCCUUCACAGGACCUUGGGUACUCAUUCAACUGGUGUACUGUAUGUAAAUGAGCAUGGAGGGUGGGACUUCUGAGAAUGUAUAAUUGUCAUGUCAAAUUCUAAAGGGGUUAGAACAAGCUGGAACGAACGAAUGUGUCGUUCUGGUUUGGUCUCGCUUUGCAAAGCUUGUUAUUAUUUGUUUGUUACUUUAAUAAAUAAUUUUAAAGCUAUUUGUCACUAAAGGAUCGUCUUUAAGAAAUUUCCACAACAGUUUGAACAUCAAAUAUCUUGUCUUUGUAGCAUAUUCAACUGAAUAUGGGUUGAAAAGGAUUUGCAAAUCAUUGUAUUCUGUUUGUAUUUACAUCUAACACAAUUUCCCAACUCAUAUGGAAACAAGGUUUGUACAUGACUUCUUCCUGCUCCCCCCCGCCUCCAUCUUUCAUCUCAGCCUCCCCACCUGUACUUUUAUCUGCUGCUGUACCCGUUUUGGCCUCUGGGCAUGGACUAUUCCUGGCUUUUACUUCAGUGUUGGACUUUGGAACUCUCUGAAAAAACGACAACAAUAUACAUAAGUGAUAUAAUAUCGAGCAAACCAAGUCACUCUUUCUACUCCACCACUGUAUUAUCACGAUGCUAAAUAUAAUACUUUCAACUGAACCUGGCUGAUGACUAUAAUGUCUGUAUAUUCUGUAUUUUGGUGUUCUAUGAAAGGAAGAAAAAAAAUAUUCUAAGGGAAUCUUCUGGUGAUUUAAUGUGGAAAAGUGGGCUGUUGUUCCGCUUUGUGUUUUUUGUUUUAGUUCAAACCAAGUUGUGGCUAAAUAUCUCAUACUACUACAUGAUAUCCUAUAUUACCAGCUCUAUUAUUUAUUAUCUUGCCUGUAAAUGACAUGUGAAUACCUAGUCUAUCAAAAAUGGAUUUAUCUGCUGUUUUUUUAUGUUUAUUUUCUUUGCUCCGAUGAAACAAUAAAAAUUAAAUGUACUUUUA
Molecule: messenger RNA, 4558 nt
Organism: Nerophis ophidion (straightnose pipefish)
Lineage: Eukaryota; Metazoa; Chordata; Actinopteri; Syngnathiformes; Syngnathidae
Gene: cbln1
Product: cerebellin 1 precursor
Exons: 3
Coding region: 505-1080 (191 amino acids)
Cellular component (GO): glutamatergic synapse; synaptic cleft
Molecular function (GO): protein binding
Source: RefSeq, a predicted model, not a curated record